CUACUGCUCACUCCCGCAAAACAAUGUCGACCUCCAUCAAAUCGUCACCGGCAAAACCUUCAAAAGACCGUCACAGAAAAGUUUGCGGUCGAGGCUGCCGUAUCCGCGUGUCAGUAGAAUGUGCUUCACGCAUCUUCCAACUUACCCAACAGCUUGGCCACAAGACGGAUGGCCAGACCGUUGAUUGGCUCCUCCGCCAAGCGCUUCCUUCUACCUUGCCACCCACAACAGCUUCAGAUUGUCAGAGAGGUAAUCAGAUCGGCGGGUUGCCUCUGACGCCUCCGAAUUUGGCUGUGGAGAAUUCUUCGCCGUCUCUUCCCAAUGCUUCGGAUGAUACGGUUUGUGGUUUCCAGAAUUGGUUUUCGGAUGAUGACUUACGACUUUUCGGUUGGGCCGGCACUGCAGAGGAUACAAUGGGGAUGGCUGCAGAGGAUACAAUGGGGAUGGAUUCAGGGGAGGAGCGAAAGAGAAAAAGAGGGAAUUUUACCAUGGAAGUGGAAGAGUGUGUGUCUUUCGAGUCACUCCUAAUGCAACUGGAGAAUGUUUAAUUAUUUAUUCAUGAGACUUUUUUAUUUAUUUAUUUAUUUUUUUUGGUUAAAAUAGCCAAGAAUCACAGUAAGCUUUAUAAGUGGUUUAUUUUCUUUUAUUUUUUAUCUCACUCCACCUACAUAUAUUUAAAUUCAAAAUUUUUUAUUUUCAAUAGAUAUAAUUUUUUUAU
Rubroshorea leprosula is the source of this 718-nucleotide messenger RNA. The record is from the annotation of a GenBank genome assembly. NCBI's taxonomy places the organism in Eukaryota, Viridiplantae, Streptophyta, Magnoliopsida, Malvales, Dipterocarpaceae.